UUCCUCCAGCUUCUGUUACCAACAGGAACAAUGAUCCUUUGCUGUGGUCUUGUUGCUGCCAGCAGCAUCAGAUGUGGAAGGAAAUGUUUGGUUCAGACAGAUGUUUAGUUGAGCUUUAGCAGCAGAUUCCAGCUGUUCACACUGCAGAGGACCACAGUCACUUUGUUCCAGUCCUUCAACACCUGUCCAACUCCAACACCUCAACAUCAUUUCUUAGCAGGUUUAAAUAAAGCUCUGACUUCUGUUCCUCACUGAGAGAAAAUAUGCUGGAAAUUCUUGGGUUUCCUUAAGAGAAGUGAGCGAGUGAACUUGUCUUUAGUGGAUUUUAUUGAGCAAUAAUAAAAGUUGCAGAGAGAAUCUUAUUUCCUCUGAAAGGACAGAGCUCUUCCAGCUGAAGUGUAUCCAUGAGGUCUGAUAAAGGCUGAUAAAGAGCAGUUAUCUGUGUCUGAUGCUCAUACAGGGUAAAUAAAGAGUUCAGGUGGUUAAAGGUCAAUAAUUCACUGGUGAAAAUAGUCUCCAUCAGUCCUGCCUCUGCUCUGAGUGUUAGUCCCUCCUCCUGAGACAGUUAACAGGCACUUUCAAAUCAAAUAGUCUUUAUUGUCAUUGUUCACACAAUAUACAGCGAGAUUGGUGGAGCAACUCCCACUCGUGCUUAAAAACACUAAAAGGGUAAGAGAUAGAUAAUAAACAGAAAAGGAGUAUUAAGAAAACAGAUAAAAAAUCUGACAUUCUCAAGACAGAAAGACACUGACACACACUCUUAUCGCACUAUUUGUUCCUGAAGCAGUCUGUCUGACAGCUGAUGGUGGUUUGAGGUGUAGUUCUGAAUGCCUGCUGCAGGUCUGAGCAGACCUGGUCUGGUGUGUUGUUUGCCCUCAGGACGACCCUGCUGCUCCUGGUGUCACAGAGCCGGGAGAGUGCUGUGCUAACGUUAGCCUCGGUGGGAUGUAAACAUUGUAACACUCGUUUCUGUGGUUCUCGUCCCGCACCGGCCCCCUGUUUAUUCCCCGCCAUCAGCAGCUCCAGUCCCUCCGUUUUGUGGACGGCAGAUCCGGCAGUGCAGGUCUGUGAGGCUUCCUCCGUAGCCCGGCUAGCAGGCCCGCUCUGCAUCCCCGCUUCUCUCUCCGCUCUCUACGCCGCCUGCGGCGCCUCCUCGACCCGACAACACACCACGGAGAGCCCGGUGGUCGCGCUGGGUGCCCUGGUACGUGGUGAGACCGCUGGAAGUCCCGUGUAAUGUCGGUCCGACAAGCGAAUCCAAUGUCCCGCAGCUCCGCGUGGGUACACGAUACUUUAGUACCGUACACUCACCGAAGCGGAGAGCUCAGAGCCGCCAUUUUAUAAAAUGUAGGAUGAAGAUGAGUGAAGCUGCUCAGCCAUUUACUCUACAGUCAAACAGCUGCGUCACCGGAAACUAAUGAAAGUGAAACUAAAGUUUCCUCUGAAGAGGAGGAGAAGUCAGAAAUGGUGAAAACAGUGUUUUUGAAGCCUUAGUCAGUUCAGUAAGAAGCUGAUUGAAGGGGACUUUUGUUGGAGUUUCUUCCAGGAAGAUGAAGAUGUUGGUGGUGUUUGUGAUCCUCCUGCACGUUUCCCAGCAUACCUUCACUGUGGAGGUGUAUGAGGGGGCGGAGUCAGUCCUGCUGUCCUGUCAGAUCUCCUCUGUUCCUCUGGGUCCCACAGUGAUUUGGAGCCGCUUCGAUCUCAGUCCUUCAACCGUCCACCAGAGAAACCAGAGAGGUGAGAUCCUUAGAGACCAGAACCAGCGUUACAGAGACCGAACAUCAGUGAAGACUGACGCUCUGAGGACUGGAGACCUCAGCCUCACUCUGAGGAAACCCCGCCUCUCUGACAGCGGCACCUACACCUGCUCCAUCAGACCAGUUGGAGAGGAACCCAGACUGACAAACGUUCAGCUGCAGGUCAAAGAACCGUACACGUUCCCAACUGAAGCCACUGUUCUCCUGGUUCUUCUGGGUCUGGUUGCUGUUGUCGUUGUUGGUCUGGCUGUGUAUUUCUGGUUCUAUGUCAUCAGAGUCUCUAAGGUGGUGGUGGAGGUGGAGGAGGGGGCGGAGUCUGUCCUGCUUCCUUACACAACCAUCGCGUGUCUGCCGAGGGACGCCACAGUGGAGUGGAGGUGCUGUGAACCUAAACCCAUGACGGUCCAUGUUCAUCAGGAUGGACGUGACCGUCCAGACAAACAGGAUGAAUUUUACCAGAACCGAACGCAGAUGAAGAAAAACCCUCUGAGAACUGGAGACCUCAGUCUGACCCUGACUGACCCCAGUUAUCUGGACAGAGGGACCUACGUCUGCUCCGUCCGCAGACACAAACACAUCCUGAUACAGAAAGUAGUUCAGCUGCAGGUCACAGUCCAACAGGUGGAGGUGAAGGUGGAGGGGGGUGUGGAGUCUGUCCAGCUGCCGUGUCAAAGCAGAGUUCACCUUCCUGAGGACGUCACAGUCGUCUGGAAGUUCUGUCAGUCCAAGACCACAACGAUCCACGUGAAUCACAACGGCUGUGACCAGAGAGACCAACAACACGAGUUUUACAGAGACCGAACAGAGAUGAAUGAAGACCUGCUGAGAACUGGAGACUUCAGUCUGACCCUGAAACACCCCACAGACAGUGACACAGGAAGAUACACCUGCACCGUCUUAAUGGACAAACACUUUCCCAUGAAGAAAGAGGUGAAGCUCCGGGUCAAAGUCCAACAGGUGGAGGUGGAUUCAGAGGUGGAGUCUGUCCAGCUGCCCUUCAAAACCACAGUUCACCUGGAUGGAAACAUCAGAGUGGAGUGGUGGAACAGUUACAACUUGAAGGUCCAUGUGUAUGAGAACGGCUCUGACCGACCUGAAGAACAGCACUGGUUUUACAUAGACCGAACAGAGAUGAAGAAAGACCUGCUGAGACCUGGAGACCUCAGUCUGACCCUGAAACACCCCACAGACAGUGACAGAAGAACCUACACCUGCACCGUCUACAGCAGGGACGGACACAUCCUGAUGGAGAAACAAGUGAAGCUAAAGGUCAAAGUCCAACAGGUGGAGGUGGAGGAGGGGUUGGAGUCUGUCCAGCUGCCCUUCAGAACCACAGGUGACCUGCCUCAAGACGUCAGAGUGAAGUGGUUCAACAGAGACAAUGGCAGGACGGUCCAUGUGUAUGAGAACGGCUCUGACCGACCUGGAGAACAGAACCAGGUUUACAGAGACCGAACAGAGAUGAAUGAAGACCUGCUGAGACCUGGAGACCUCAGUCUGACCCUGAAACACCCCAAAGUCACAGACACAGGAAGAUACAGCUGUGAAGUAAUCGCCAGGGAGUGGUACUUAGUGAGAAAGAAGACAGUGCAGCUCAAAGUGAAAGAGAGAACUCAGGUCAAAGAUGAAACAGUCGACAUCAGGAACAGAAGGAGCUCCACUGAUCCAACUCCUCUGAUGGCUGAUCAAUCAGUUUGAUCGGUCUGUUGAUCAGUCUUUGAUUAUUGAUCCGAUCUUACUUUGGAUCAGAGAGAAAAUGGAAGUGAAGGAGCUGAUGGACGAUGGAUGAAGACAGGAGGACGCUUUGUCAACUUCUUCUUCACUCCAACUGACUCUCACACAGUCUGAGGACUCACUAUUGAUCAGUAUUGAUCAGUGAUGUCACAUGUGGAUCAGCUGUGUGAUUUGGACUCUAACAUGUUGUUGUAGUGUUUAGGAGCAGGUGUUGUCAGGUGUCUGUGCUGCAGGUAUCAUCAGGGAGUCUGAGCUAUGAUUAUCAGUCUAAGGACCAGACAGGACAUGACAAUAUGUUGUUCUGGUCCAUUA
This is a messenger RNA of Lates calcarifer (barramundi perch), 3803 nucleotides long. Its product is annotated as butyrophilin-like protein 2. The record is from RefSeq and is a predicted model, not a curated record. Bases 1551 to 3455 code for a protein of 634 amino acids. Gene Ontology annotation, biological process: T cell costimulation; immune response; positive regulation of T cell proliferation. Gene Ontology annotation, cellular component: external side of plasma membrane. The transcript has 8 exons. NCBI's taxonomy places the organism in Eukaryota, Metazoa, Chordata, Actinopteri, Centropomidae.